GGGGGGGGGAGGGGGGGGGGGGGGGUUGGGACUGUGUGGGAAAGACCUCAGCGGGACUGUGUGCGGAAAUACCUCGGCGGACGGCCACGAUGAGACGUAGUCAGGCACGAGUGUUCGAGGAUGCCGGGGAGGAUGAGAACCGCAAGGCGCAGAAGAAGUGUUGCGUGUACAAGUACAUCAGCGUGGGUCAGAAUAUCGGCGAGAGGUUCCGUGGGAAUCGCAUGUUGAAGUGCCUGUUUUGCGGCCGCGAGUUCCAUGGCAACCAGUACGUGGCGGGGCGCCAUUUCAAGCACGGGAAGGGAUGUCCGACAGUGACUGACAAGGCGCUUGUGGACAUACAUUACAACACAGACUACAAGCUGGACAGGAACAUCCUUGAGCGGAUGCCUCGGUUUGAGGAGCUUCACGGUCCGGCGCCUGCGAUGGAUCCACGCCGGGACGAGGGAGAGUUGGGAGAGGUGAGGGAUGAUGAGGACGUGGUCGACAUGGACAGCGUCGUGGAGGAGGGUGCGCGGGGGGGGCCGUCAGGGACGGAGCGAGGGAAGGGCGUUGUGCAUGUGGGUGCAGACGAGGCGGGAUCGCCUACGGGGAAGAGAAAGGAGAGAGAGGAGGGGGUGCGGCCAGGAGCGCAGAAGAGGCUGAGACAAAAUACGAUCAAGGAGUCGUACUCGUCACAAUGGGAGAUGGAGUUCAAGAAGAGGUUCUUGAGGUUUGCCUACAGUCAGCGUCUGCCAUUCAAUGUCUUCGGGAGCGAGCCGUGGAAGAACCUUGUCCGACACUUCAGGGACUUGCUGGGGCCAAUGAAGGUUUUGUGGCCUUUGGAGAAUGAGAUUGUUGACAUAGAGACAGUUGUCCGCACGGUGGACGAUGUGGUGGCUGAUCUCGCGGAGGACAGGGCUUUUUUCUAUGUCACGGGGGCCACCAUCAUGUCGGACGGCAAAAAGUCACGCGAUGCUAGACCGAUCGUUAACUGCCUUGUCGGCGGGUCGCGUGGGCUGAUGAUGGUCCGGACGAUGAACAGGGAGGUGAGGUCAGCAUUGGAGAGGACGGUGGAUGGCGAUAGUUGGGGUAUUGUCCCUUGGGACCAUUCUGUUCGUCAGUUGGCUCGGUUGGACCGUGGAGGGCUGCACAUGUCGCGGGUUGUUCAGUGGACGCAGAAUGUGACCCGCGAGGUGGCACGAGUGGUUCGCGCACUUCCGACGGAUUCUGCACGCUUCAUUGUGCAGAAGGUGCAGGCACGAGAGGCACAGAGGUGCACCAGCGACGUCGAGACGUACAAGGCUGUUUGCUGGUGGUCGAAGUGGGGACAGUGCGUCCCGCAGUUGCAGGUCAUCGCUCUUCAUGUCAUGUACAUGUGGAUGUGCUCCUCUCCUGCAGAGAGGAAUUGGGCCGUCCACGAGGGUGUACACACGAAGAAGCGUAACCGGCUCGAGUUUGAGAAGGUUGCGAAGUUGGUUGAGAUCUCAGCCAACGUCCGCCUUCUCUCUCAUCAGCGGGCAGGUCGCCUGUUUGCGCUACCGUGGACUCUCGAUGAGUCCUUGUUGGACAUGAAGGGAGGCAUUGGGACUCGGCCCUCGUGGAAGGGGACGGAUGACAGCAGGAUGCAGCAGGAGCUAGAGAGUCAGAGAUGUUCGUGGCAGCGAGACCCGUGUGGGUCGAGAGCUCCUCCAGGUGAGGUUGCAAAGGUUUUUGGGACUCGAGCUGCCACAUUGCGCCCGCACCCUCGAGACGACGACAACGAUUACGAGGGUUAGGAGCAGGAGGACGAGUGGGGCGGGCCCACUACUGCCACUCCUGCCGCACAUGAGGCUGAUGAGUGGAGCGACCCAAAGGACG
Messenger RNA from Chara braunii, 1836 nucleotides. The record is from the annotation of a GenBank genome assembly. NCBI's taxonomy places the organism in Eukaryota, Viridiplantae, Streptophyta, Charophyceae, Charales, Characeae.